Molecule: messenger RNA, 1331 nt
Organism: Ceratotherium simum simum (southern white rhinoceros)
Lineage: Eukaryota; Metazoa; Chordata; Mammalia; Perissodactyla; Rhinocerotidae
Gene: ACADSB
Product: acyl-CoA dehydrogenase short/branched chain
Cellular component (GO): mitochondrion
Molecular function (GO): flavin adenine dinucleotide binding; acyl-CoA dehydrogenase activity
Source: RefSeq, a predicted model, not a curated record
GUGUUCCCUGUUCAAUGCGGACUCUUCCUAUAGCUAAGAAGAAACUUCCUGACUUGCCUGUCUUCUUGGAAAACGCCUCCUUGCAUCCCAAAAUCUUCCCAGUCAGAAGCUCUACUCAAUAUAACAAAUAAUGGACUCCCCUGCGCCCCCCUGCAAAUAUUCACGGAUCAGGAGACGAUGAUAAAGAGCACAGUUAAAAAAUUUGCUGAGGAACAAAUUGCUCCUUUGGUUUCAACAAUGGAUGAAAAUGCAAAAAUGGAAAAAUCAGUAAUACAAGGAUUAUUUCAACAAGGGUUGAUGGGUAUUGAAAUUGACACCAACUACGGAGGAACAGGAGCUUCGUUUUUUUCCUCUGUCCUGGUGGUAGAGGAAUUAGCCAAAGUUGAUGCAUCUGUGGCUUUGUUAUGUGACCUCCAGAACACGGUAAUUAACCCGCUGAUUAUGAAACAUGGAACAGAAGAGCAAAAGGCUACCUACUUGACCAAGCUGGCUACAGAAAAAAUAGGAAGUUUCUGCCUUUCAGAGGCUGAAGCAGGUAGCGAUUCCUUUAGUUUAAAGACCAGAGCUGAUAAAAAGGGAGAUUAUUACGUCAUCAGUGGGUCAAAGAUGUGGGUUACCAGUGCCGAGUACGCAGGGCUCUUCCUGGUGAUGGCAAAUGUUGACUCUACCCUGGGCUAUAAAGGAAUUACCUGCUUCUUAGUGGAUCGUGAUACUGAAGGCCUUCAUAUAGGGAAAGCAGAAAACAAAUUGGGAAUCAGAGCUUCCUCCACCUGUCCGUUAACAUUUGGAAACGUCAAGGUUCCAGAAGCCAAUGUCCUGGGACAAAUUGGACAUGGCUAUAAGUAUGCCAUAGGAGUCCUUAAUAAAGGCAGAAUAGGAAUUGCUGCACAGAUGCUGGGACUGGCUCAAGGAUGUUUUGACUUCACUAUUCCAUAUAUUAAAGAAAGGGUACAAUUUGGCAAAAGAAUAUUUGAUUUUCAGGGUCUCCAACACCAAGUGGCUCAAGUGGCCACCCAGCUGGAGGCCGCGAGGUUACUGACAUACAACGCUGCCAGGUUUGUAGAAGCUGGAAGGCCAUUCAUAAAAGAAGCAUCUAUGGCCAAAUACUAUGCAUCAGAGAUUGCAGGACUAACAACUAGUAAAUGCAUGGAGUGGAUGGGAGGAGUAGGCUACACCAAAGAUUAUCCUGUGGAAAAGUACUUCCGAGAUGCAAAGAUUGGUUCAAUAUAUGAAGGAGCUUCAAAUAUUCAGCUGAACACCAUUGCCAAGUGCAUUGAUCCAGAAUACUGACAUCCACAGGAAUGGAACCCCUCCCUGAUGCUGCUGGUGUA